Messenger RNA from Myiozetetes cayanensis, 1467 nucleotides. RefSeq names its product AGBL carboxypeptidase 3 (gene AGBL3). Lineage: Eukaryota; Metazoa; Chordata; Aves; Passeriformes; Tyrannidae. The record is from RefSeq and is a predicted model, not a curated record.
AUGUGGAGGAACACUCAGAAUUCCAGCUCCCUGCCUUUUUUACUAGCCAGCCCACACACUGACCUCUACACAAGCAGACACACAUGGUACUACUUACAAGUAAGCAAUGCACAGGAAGGGAUGCUACAGCUCUUCACUAUUGUCAGCUUUACCAAGUAUAACAGCCUAUAUAAACAUGGCUUGUGGUACUCAGAAGUCAAUGUGAAGAAACAGCAAAAGAAAUGGCUGGUGAAGGACUGGAAAUUAAUCAAGUAUUAGAAAAACAAUGUGGAGCAAGGUGGACAUUGUUAUUUCUCACUUUGGGUGUUCCAGUUGCCUCAUGCCCGAGACAGCUGCUACUUUACCCACUAUUAUCCUUACUCCUACUCCAAUCUGCAGGAGUAUCUGGGGGCCAUCUCUAAAGAUCCAAUGAAGUCCAUAUUCUGCAAGAUUCACAUCUUAUGCCAUUCACUGGCAGGAAAACACAGUGUAUGUUUUAACUACCACCACCACCCUGCCCCUCCAAAAGUGACAAGGAAGGCUGUGAUACUGGCAGUGAGGGUGCAUCCAGGAGAAACAAAGAGUACCUGGACUUCAUUCUUGGUAAGCAAAGCUCAGCUCCUGUGGGACAGUUUUAUCUUGAAAGUGGUACCAAUGUUGAAUCCAGAUGGUGUGAUUAUGGGAAAUCACCACUUUUUAACAGGCCAUGACCUGAACUGCAAAUAUAGAUCUGUUGUCAGAAAAUGUUACCCUUCCAUCUGGUAUACCCAAAACAAGAUAAAGCUGCAGACAAAACACACAUUUGAAAAGACAUACGAAAAGAACACACAUGUGAAAGACUUGGAGUCCAUAGGACAGCAUUUCCAUAAUGCUCUCUUGAGCUACUGUGUAAAUAACAAGCAGGAACACAACAAGGUAGUGAAACAGCAAGCCAGGAUGAACUCCAAGGUCCUGAAUUCUGAUGUGUUAGACUGGAAUUCCAAUACAAUCAGCAACUUCUGUGCAGACUGUGACUGGAAGAUCAGAUGUGCAGGUGAUUUUAGAGAGGCCCAUGGCAGGGGAGUUGGAACUAAGAAAAAAAAAAAAAAGUCAGGAGAACAUUUUCACAGCAUCGCUAAGGACAGAAGUCAUAAAAUCAAAAAUAUUUUACUUCUGACUGACUCAGAGGGGAUAGUGGUAUACUCUGAGAGUCUCAUUCCCGAUGCUAAAGGCAUUUACAAAAAGUCAUCUGUGCAACAGCGCAGGAAAUGUGUGUACCAUGAUGAAGAAAGAAAAAUGAAGGAGCGGUUCCCCUCAACAAACACAAGACCCGAGAAAACCAGAACAGCAAGCAAAGAUGUAAAUUUUGAAAAGAGAAAAUCUUGCCAGGCAUAAGACACACUGCAGUUCUCCCUUCUGCUAAUGCCUGAGUCAAGGAACAGACAACAUGCUACGAAAUAUCAGGGUAUAUUUUGGAGCCCCAGUUCUACAGCCAGUGAAGGCACAUGA